This is a messenger RNA of Phalacrocorax carbo (great cormorant), 6727 nucleotides long. The record is from RefSeq and is a predicted model, not a curated record. NCBI's taxonomy places the organism in Eukaryota, Metazoa, Chordata, Aves, Suliformes, Phalacrocoracidae.
GCUAGUGACUCUUCUGGUUCAGAUAUAGAAGCCAAACUUGCUAACAGUAAUAAGGACUGGUGAGCUUUUCGUAAGAAAGGAGGCAGCAAAAUUUCUUCCAGAGCAGCUCCCCUCCAGGUGUGUUGCCUUAGCUCUUGGCAAGAAUUGGCUGGCUGCUUCCCCAUGAGUCACGUAAUCGCUCCUGUCUCCCAGCACCAUGGAGCUACCACCCUGCUCGUGGCUAUUCUGCAGCAACGGGCACCUUGCUGUCCUUGCAACAGUAACUAUCUGUCAUUAUGAGAAAUUGAUGUGUGGUGCUCUGCUGUGGUACAGGAUCAUGGCAACUGGAGAUGGAAGAGACCUGCUGGACCAUUUCAUCUCCAGCCAGCACAAAAAGAACCUAUGCCUUGUAUUUAACAACAAAGUCCCAUGGAGGGGACAAGGGGGGAUGGACACAAGUUGCUCUUGGGGAGAUUCCGACUGGACACUAGAGGGAAAUGUUUCACAGUGAGGACAGUCACCACUGGAAUAAUCUCCCCAGGGAAGGGGGUGACUCGGCCACGUUGGACACCUUCAAGACUCAGCUGGACAGGGUGCUGGGCUGUCUUGUCUAGGCUGGGCUCCUCCUAGAAAGGUUGGACUAGAUGAUCCCUGAGGUCCCUUCCAGCCUGGGAUUCUGUGAUCUGUGAACUGUUUGUAUUAUACGUGCUUGUGUGUUCACAACUGUGGCAUGUGUUUGCAUAGUGCCGUUUAAUCUAAAAGCCAAAGGAAUGCAUAGGAAUUAAACCAGUAGGAUUCCAAUGAAAUAUCAUCCGUUUCUGUGGAAUCCUAGAAUUCUUUUAAUUGUAUUUAAAAUGUUCCCCUGUAGAUGUAGUGCGAUUAGCUUUUUCAAUUAAUUUUUAGUUCUCCAUAAGUAAGAAUCUAGAUAAUUUUUACUCUAAAAAGCUCCAUAUAUUUCAGUUCUGCAUGUUUAAUAUAGCUAUUACACAGAUAUUGUAAAGUCAGUGCUUUUACUAUUCUUAUUUCUACACUGAAUUAGUAAUAAUAUUGUCAUAUAGAUUUUUUGCUCAGCAGUUUUGCACUUGUCAGGAUAACGUCCAUACGCAAGUUUGAGACAACUGAAAGUUUUGAGUUGUGUGGCAAGACAACUGCCUGCGUUCUUUACAGUGCUCUCGCUCGAGCGCGCUUUUAUGCCUGCGUGAGGAGCGGUAAAGUUGCUUUAAGUGUGUGACUGCUUUGCGGAACGCGGCUGCACAGUUAAGCUGAUCCCAGCCAGAUGCGCUCUCUCUGAGGCAAGCUGUGCUUCUUGUGUUGGGUGCGAAGCGUGUUGUACGCCUGGGGUAGGCGAUAACCAUCCGCUGAUUCAGCUCUUGAUUCAGGGGAUGGGACGGGGUGAGCUUGGAGGAGCAGAUGUCCCCCUUCCAGGUUCCUGUGGAAGGAAUUAAUGGUGAUACUACGAAGCAGGGAGCUUUAGUUUUGAUUCUGUGCUAUACCACAAAUCUCCCGUCCUCUAGUCUUUCUGUGCUGAGUUCUAGCACAGGCUGGAAAUCAAAAUACAGGGCGUGAGGAACACAAUUAUACCCUCCUUUAUCUCUCAUUAUUGAUCUCCUUCCUAGCCCUAAUUCUUUACAGGUUCCCUGUUUCAUCCUAUACAUUAUGACACUUGAACGAACUAAAAUUAGUUAAUAUAAACCAAACGUACAAAUACUGCUUGCCAUGCAUGUGAAUGCGUCUGCCUCUAGGAUGAAGCAUAGGAGAGCCCAGGAGCAACAGGUGAAGGAUGUUUCUCUGCAUCCACUGUGCGUUUCAUUACGGCCCUGAUCGUUUCCAGCCAGAAGCUGGUGUGGUUUCCUUCAUUAUUCUAAAAGCCCAGCUCCAAUUUCAAAUAUAAGAUAAUGCUGAUCUGCCCCCGUUUGCAUACUGUAACUUCACAAUUGUAUCAGAGAGAAUUCUGGAAAUGUCCUUAGAGGCUGCCCGUCUGCCUAAGUUUGGGCAUUUUAACAAGUCCAUUCAUUUCAAGUACAUAGUAUUGCCUUAAGAAAUAUGUAUUCUGCACAUUCCAGCUUUGCCCAGGGUUGAUUCACACUCUCUGCUUCUCAGCUGAUGCUGUGAAUAUUUAUUCAGUUGUGGUUUUCACCUGCUGGAUUUCAAAAAUAGUUUUGUUUUCUCAGAGAAAGCUUAUCUCCAGAACAGCUGAGAGCAAGCUGAGUAUUUAAUGGUUUGUGGACCUAGAUAACGUAUUAUAGAUAUUCUAAGUUUCUAGUCCAUUUUUUGUAACAUUACAUAUAUAUUUUUCAGUGUGCAUACCUAUAUCUUGCUUCUUACCGUAAAAACUUGGCCUUUAAAAGGCCACAUUGAAAUUCCAUUUGUAACCACAAAAUCAUAUUUACUAUACUUCAGGAUAGUCACCGAGAUAUCCUAGUUUAGAAUCCAGGGUAAGGGAUUCUCCCCCCACUUUUUAAUGGUUUUUGUAGUACUAGCGACAAAAGUAAGGAGUCAGGCCCCCAAGUGGUAAUAGGUAUUUCUUAAGUAUGUUUUCCUUUGUGUUCUGUUUUUCUAACUCUGCUGGCACGUUCCUAUCAUGUUUCUGAAAUUAUACAUUCCCAUGAAAUUGCAUAGCUCGCCAUCUGGGGAGAUACCAAACACUGUAGUUUUUAUUGUGUAUGUCAGACACCUCUCUGCUUACAGGCGACUUAGUUGCUUUGGUGGAAGUUAGUCUUGUUUCAAACGCUGAAGUGAUGGUACCAUUUUUAUGGCUGCUCAGGUGGAGGCUUUCUUCUGGUUUUGGCAAAGCCGCGACUGAUGCUGAGAAGGCAGACGUGGUUACUGGAAGAGAUGUGUAGAACAGAGACCCAACCAGCCUGCCUUGUGCGAAGCUUUAAAUGGAGGGAAUAGGCCAGAAAUAAAAGCAGCUCGCAAUGCGGAGACAAGGAGUGGUGCUUGGGAAAGGACCGACUGUAGCAGCUGAUAAAGAUCUCUCUUUUUUUGCCAUGUCAGCUGACAGCCACCAGCUCCACACUCAUUCCUACCAGGAUGCUCUAAGUUCUACUUGUCACAGUCUCUUGAAUGCCAACAGUCACCCCUUGUCAAAGAGCUCGUCAAGUCUGGCCUAUACUGGGCAAUCAACUUUAGAGGAAAGGCAAAGCAACAAACAGGAGCUGAAGAAAAGCCACAGUAGCACCGUCUGCCAUACCCUGGGAAACGAGAGUGACGCCAGGAGCGUGCCGAGUCCUGGAUGGUCUUUCUCGCAGCCUGGGGCGAUGGGACUUGGGGCAGCGGUCCCAAGCGAUCAGGCAGCCGAUGACAAUUCACAGAGCAGAACUAAGACUACAAACCAUCUUCUUAUCGCUGAACAGUCCCCAGCAUCCCGGGAAGCAAGGGGCAAUAAGAUGCGUGUAAAGAGCACCACUGUUGAGAAUGUUUCUUCAGCCUGCGCUGUACACCAGCAAAGCUCGUGUGAAAUGGAAGAACCAGGAACUGCCCUUCAGAGAAGCCACUCAGACCUAACUCGCAGUUGCAAACAGCAGACUUAUGUCACUUGCACAGAAACCAGUGCUACUCACUCCACCCUAACCUCUUCUAGCUGCAGGCAUGGUCUGCCAGUGGCUGCGAUGUCUUUCCCAACACAGACAUACGGAUCAGAAACAAAUGACAAUACAUCUCACUAUCAAAACCUUGUGACUCAUCUUCCAGUUCUACCUAGAGACCAAGAAGUACCCACAAAUAGCUUUGAGAGCAGUGGACUUCCACGUAAUGCUACUGUUUACACAGAUCCUGGAACCUUUCACACUGCUGUUCUAGGACCCCACGUGCCUGGAAAUGGUUUCUCAAACAGGACACUGUUCAGUCAGGCCACGGGGUUUAUUCACGGUGGUCUGACUUACAGUAAUCUUCCAAACUCUGCAUACUCCCCCAUGGUGAUGGCAGUUCAUAACAAUGCUGCAGGGCCCUGUAAUACAAGGCAGGACCCCUGUAUGAAAGCAGAUGCCACGGUCCCUGCCUAUUGCCAUUCUUUGCCCAUACCAUCUAUACAACUUGUUCCGCGGUUGGUAUGCUCUGUUAGCGAGUCGGGAAAAGAGCAGGCAGCACCUGGCUAUUUUCACUCCUUUUCUACUUCAGACAUUCUGACAUAUCCUAAGCUGGUGUCUUCAGUAAGCGAAUCGGGCCUGGAUGCCAAGAGAGUCCUGAAGUGCUGUAGCAACGCUGCAGAACAACAUGCUCAACACUGCGCUCAGCAGCAAACAGCUCCUCCAGAAACAAAGGCUGCCUGUGUUGCCUUUAGUAGCCAGCAAGGUGCAGACACGGUAAUGACAACCAAGGAUAUGUGGACUAUGACCUCUAUGAAUGACUUAACUAAAGGACUGAAACCAGCUCUCGAGCACAGAGAUGCCGAGGUACAAACGCUUUCAACCAUGGAAUGCAAAUCUGUGGCAACAAGCCCAGCAGCUGCAGCAGGUGGCCACUCGCAUGUGUUCCCGGAGGUGAACCUGGAGCAAGACCUGGAGGCCCCCAAAUCUCCAGUACGUGAAGUGAGAUGGGAUGACGAAGGAAUGACAUGGGAAGUGUAUGGGGCAUCUGUGGAUCCAGAAGUCCUUGGGUUAGCCAUUCAAAAACACCUCGAGAUUCAAAUAGAACAAUUCCAGACAGAGCCUGCUCAGCCGGCUGGGAAAAGUAAUGAGGAGCCAUCUUCUGAUAAAAUGGGGAAAAAAAGGCCGUUCAGAACAAUGAUGCAUUCCCUGAGAUACCCGAGCUGUUGUGCUCGUUCCAGUACUGCAGUGGAGUGAGCACAGCUGGGGGACAGCUGUGCUGCUCUUAAAGCAUAAAUAAAUGCUGACUCUUAUGUGUUAACACAGUACAUGUGGACAAUCCACUCCAGGGUAAGUGGGAAAGGUUCUGUGGCCAUCAAAUACUCAUCAAAGCAAGGAAAAACCCUUGUUGGGCCAGAAAACAGAGGACAUGAGGCUGUACCUACAUCAGGCCAUCUGAAUGCUCUUGACUGUAUUUAAUGUAGCACUGUUUUAUUCUUCUAUGUUAGUUUUAAAUCAUUGUAAGGAAUAAGAUUUAUUUUCUAAAUGAUGCCUCUUUUUAAAAUAACAAUGGUUUUUUUUCUGUAUUUUAAUAAUUUAGGGUUAGAAGACAAUUAGAAAAUUAUGCUUUAAUCAAAGUUCUUAGCUUUCAAUCCUACUCCCUUCAAUUGUUUUGGGGAGCUACUUUGCUGUUAAUUUAUAAUAAUGCUGACAAUAAACCCACUUUUACAGUAGACAAAAUGACGAACUAGUGCAAUGCUCUGUGACGAGGAAUUGUAACUUUUGCUACGUAACUCUGUGAAGUAAUUUUGAUACUGCUAGUCUGAACACUUCCCUUUGCAAGCUGAUGUGCAGUUGGAGGAUGCUCCUGCAACUUUCAAAUUAGUUUGUAGUUAUGAUGAAUUACACUCUAAAUAUCCAGAAGUGGUGUUCACCAAGCGAUUGACACAAAUGUACAGUAUUACCAGAGAUGACUCCUGUAAUGUGAAUUACUUAUGGGAGGCUUAUUAGAGAGAUGAAACAAAAGCUGUUCAGAUUAGUCUGUCGCACUAUCAUACCCUACAAAUCGUAAGCAGUUUUGUUUUGCUCAUAUUAAAAGUAAUUUCCAGCGAGUCCUUUUUACGUGCGCCUGUCCUGACCCGUGGUUAUUUUGGUGUUGCAUAGCCCAGAGGUGGCAGUUCGCACGUAACCUUGGCUCGUCUUGUGUUCCCUGCCUGGCCUGCUCAAAGUGAGACUGUGUGCCGCCACCAAAGUACAGCUCUGAGGUGGUUUGUUCUGAGUGCCUUGGCCACAGGGGCAGCUUAAAGAUUUCUAUUCUCCCCAAACCAGCUUUGCAAACAAUUUCCCAGUGAGAAACUUCUUAUGAUGCUGUAAUGCAGCCAUAAUGCAGGGGAAUAUGCAAUAUUUUUGAUGGGGAGAGUGAAGGAACAUUUAUUUCUGUCUCAAGGGAAAACUUGCAGUGUCAGAGAACUUACUGCUGUGGAAUUCCGUUCUCCUUUAAAUGUGUCUGGUUGUGCUUUUGUUGGUUUGGUUUGGUUUUUGUCCCGGCUUCCUAAAACAGUAAGUUAGCAGGCUGUCUACAUGAUGUUCACCUAACAUGUAUAUGAGCAGGACCCCCUGGUGCUCAGGAUGGUUUUAAAAUUUCAGCUAGAAAAUCUUUAAAUAUAGCAGCUGCUGGCUGGCAUGCGCUGUGAUGCAUUCAUUUAACAGCGUAGAGUAGUUCAAGAUCAAACUUUUAUUCCUGGACAAAGUGGAAUUAAACAGACCUGGCUCCUGUGAAACUUGCUUUGAGUUCAGGAGGCUUCAUUCAGGCCCUGGGACUUCGGCCUCAGCAAAGUCUGAACUCAAAAGGACUUUUAUAGAAACGAGGUCUGAAACCACUGGAAUGCGACGCCUUACUCAGGAUGCCUCUAUAGCUGCGAGCAUCCAAGUUUUGAUAAUGUUAAAGUUCCUUUUAUUAAAGCGUUACUAGAAGUAAAGAAGAAACAAGUAACUAAAAAAAGACACUUCCAGUGUUAUUUAGCGUUUAGCUAAACAGUUUCUAUAUGGGCUUAUUUUAUGGUCCAGAGUAUCAAAAGCAGUACCAAACCACUGAUUUGCUCUGUUCUUCAAACAUUACACUCCGAGAAUUUUAAAAACUAUAAUGGUCUCAAACCUUGUGUUGUCCAUUAGCUUGUCCUCGGGCGUACAGGAGAAUUAAAGAUUUGAACAAUUAAACUAAA